This is a messenger RNA of Magnolia sinica, 1742 nucleotides long. Its product is annotated as IQ domain-containing protein IQM3-like. Bases 143 to 1564 code for a protein of 473 amino acids. Gene Ontology annotation, molecular function: protein binding. NCBI's taxonomy places the organism in Eukaryota, Viridiplantae, Streptophyta, Magnoliopsida, Magnoliales, Magnoliaceae. The record is from RefSeq and is a predicted model, not a curated record. The transcript has 9 exons.
CACAUCAUAACUUCUCUCCCUCCAUCCCCCCCCCCUCUCUCUCUCUCUCUGGAUUUUAUUUACAAAAACACCAUCCAUCUCUCCAGAAAAUCUCUUUAAAACCCUAGUCCUUUCUCUCUCUUUCACUCUCUCUCUGUCUGCAAUGGAGGUGGAGACAGCGUCUCCGUCGAUCUUCGAUCUCCCGUCCAACGCGCCGUACCAGUGCACCUCGAAUCUUGACGUCUCUCCCAAAUGCGAUCGCUGCGAUUCGCCGGCAGCGGCAGCGGUAACGGUACAGAAGGUUUACAGGAGCUAUCGCACCCGGCGCAGGUUAGCGGACUCCGCUGUCGUCGCCGAGGAGCUCUGGUGGCAAGCCAUCGAUUUUGUUCGAUUGAAUCAGAGCACAAUCUCGUUCUUUGAUUAUCUGAAGCCGGAAUCUCCACAUUCCCGAUGGAAUCGAGUUAGCUUGAAUGCAUCCAAGGUUGGAAAGGGCUUAUCGAAAGAUGAGAAGGCGAAGGAGUUAGCUUUCCAGCAUUGGAUUGAAGCUAUCGAUCCCCGUCAUCGGUAUGGACAUAACUUGCAUUUCUACUACGAGGAAUGGUGCAAGUGUGAUGCUGGUCAGCCAUUCUUUUACUGGCUGGACAUUGGAGAUGGCAAAGAUGUGGAUCUCAAGGUAUGCCCAAGACCAAAGCUUCGACAACAGUGCAUCAAAUAUCUUGGUCCUCAAGAGAGAGAGCACUACGAGUACAUACCAAUAGAGGGAAAAAUUGUGCACAAGCAGACGGGUGAGUUAGUCGAUACGACUGAAGGAUCUAGAGACGGCAAAUGGAUUUUUGUCAUGAGCACCUCUAAAAAACUGUACGCUGGCAAGAAAAAGAAAGGGACGUUUCAUCAUUCCAGCUUCCUUGCCGGCGGUGCUACUUUAGCAGCUGGAAGAUUCAUUGCAGAAAAUGGGGUGCUUAAGUGUAUCUGGGCAUACAGUGGACAUUACCGUCCGACUGAGGAGAAUCUCAAAAGCUUCUUAGCCGCCCUCGAAGAAAGCGGAGUCAACCUCAAUGAAGUUAAGAUAAGCUCGUCAUCUAAUGAAGACUACUAUGAAGAUGGCAAAGGAUCUCAAGAGGAAAAGACAAACUCAGUCCCAUUGGAUCCCGAACCACCCCAAAACAAAACUGUCAGUGGAAUGGCGAUAGAGGCUACUUCGGAACGAACCGAAGCUCCUUCUAAAACCGAGACCUACUACCAAAGGACUCUAUCCGGCGGUCUUCAAAGCCCAAGAGCAGAAGUGCCUCAGAAAGCAGUACUGGAGAGGAUCAAUUCCAAGAAAGCGACAAGCUCAUACCAGUUAGGCCAUCAGCUGUCCUCAAAAUGGUCCACAGGAGCUGGCCCCAGAAUUGGAUGCGUCAAGGACUAUCCUCUGGAAGUGAGAGUGCAAGCCUUGGAGUUUGUCCAGCUCUCACCGAGGGUCCCACCCACACCUUCAGCUUACCGGAGGCCCGUCACUAUUCUGAGUCCCCUUUCGAUGCCACCAUUUUCAUGUGGCCGCACACCUGACCUCCCUAAUGCAGGUGGGACCCCUGACGUCUAGGUGAACAUCUUUAGACCAUCUGACAUGAUAUGCAGAUAAGCCAUCAUGGGGAUGCUCUUCCCUGCAGUGUAAAAUCCUUUUGUUCUCUUUUCAUGCAUCUUCUUCACCUUUAUGAAUAUGAUAUCACUCACUUUGUUUUCAGCGAAUCAAUCAAUGAGAAGUUCUAGCUGUUAGAAUA